Molecule: messenger RNA, 936 nt
Organism: Colletotrichum godetiae
Lineage: Eukaryota; Fungi; Ascomycota; Sordariomycetes; Glomerellales; Glomerellaceae
Product: isoflavone reductase
Exons: 1
Coding region: 1-936 (311 amino acids)
Molecular function (GO): oxidoreductase activity
Source: RefSeq, a predicted model, not a curated record
AUGUCAAUCCUCGUUCUCGGAGCAGGCGAACUUGGUACAGCCAUCCUCAACGCCUUAACAUCACACUCCUCGCGUCCUCCAAACUCUCCAAUCUCCGUCCUCCUCCGCCCCUCCACCAUAUCUUCAUCCGACCGAUCGAAAGCCAAAUCCAUUGCACACUUCACAUCCCUCGGCAUCUCCCUCGAACCCGGCGACGUCGUACACGACUCCCUCCAAUCUCUCGCCUCCAUCUUUGCAAAAUAUGACAUCGUCAUAAGCUGCACAGGCUUCGUCGGCCCUGUCGGAACACAACUGCGCAUCUGCGAAGCUGUUCUCCUGGCCAAGGUCCGUCGGUACUUUCCCUGGCAAUUUGGCGUCGAUUAUGAUGUUAUUGGCCGGGGCAGCACGCAGACGCUGUUUGACGAGCAGCUUGAUGUCAGAGACAUGCUACGUGCUCAGAGGGAGACAGAGUGGGUUAUUGUUAGCUCUGGUCUCUUUAUGAGCUUCCUGUUUGUCAAGGAAUUCGGUGUUGUGGAUUUUGAAGAGAGAAAGUUGCGAGCCCUUGGGGGCUGGGAUGUUGAGGUUACGCUUACGCAGCCGGAUGACAUUGCAAGGAUGACGGCUGAGGUGGUCUUUGAGCCCCGUGGUAUUCCUGGUGAAGGUCGGAAUGUAGUAUAUGUUGCUGGAGAUACGGUUUCGUACGAGACCGCGGCAGAUUUGGUGGAAGAGCAGUUUCCUGGGGUUGAGUUUAGCAGGGAAGUGUGGGAUAUGGGCUUGAUCAGGGAGAGUCUUGUAGAAGAUCCGGGCAACAACUGGAACAAGUACCGCGGAAUCUUUGGUUCGGGUAAGGGAAUCUCUUGGCCGUUAGGGAAGACGUUGAACGGCGAGCGACGCAUUGCUCUUGAGGAUCUGAGAACCUUUCUCGGAAGGAUGGAGACGCCAGCUUCAAUCGAGUAG